AGUGCCUCUGAAGCUCAAUUGACCAAAACACAUCAAUUGCAAGCACCAUGAACACCACACUCCUCCGCACAUCUGCCCUGCGCUCUGCCGCCAGGGCUACCGCACCCGCCGUCUCUCGAGCUGGCCUCGCAGGCACCACAUUCGUCCGCGGAAAGGCCACUCUUCCCGACCUUUCAUACGACUACGGCGCCCUCGAGCCCGCCAUCUCGGGCAAAAUCAUGGAACUCCACCACAAGAACCACCACAACACCUACGUAACCUCGUUCAACAACUUCAGCGAGCAAAUCGCCGAGGCCAAGCAGAAGCAGGACAUCGCCGCGCAAAUCGCGCUCCAGCCAUUGAUCAACUUUCACGGCGGCGGCCAUCUCAACCACACCCUGUUCUGGGAGAACUUGGCGCCCACCAGCCAGGGCGGCGGCGAGCCCCCAACGGGCGCCCUGAGCAAGGCGAUUAACGACAGCUACGGCAGCUUGGACGCGUUCAAGGAGAAGUUCAACACCGCGCUGGCGGGCAUCCAGGGCAGUGGGUGGGCGUGGUUGGUCCAGGAUACCCAGACGGGCAGUGUGCAGAUCAGGACGUACGCGAACCAGGACCCUGUAGUGGGGCAGUUCAGGCCGAUUUUGGGUGUUGAUGCUUGGGAGCAUGCGUACUACCUCCAGUACCAGAACCGCAAGGCGGAGUACUUCAAGGCUAUCUGGGACGUCAUCAAUUGGAAGGCGGCGGAGAAGCGCUUCAAGUGAACUACACGAAUAGUCUAGGGAGGGAUAUGCUGCUCGAUGUACGUUGACUUCUUAGUCGACUGCUAGUGCUUUGGCAGUAUAGUAAGCCGAAUGACACAAGACAACAUAUUCAUCUACAAUGACUCCAACUUCAUGAGAAAAUCGCACGACCGGUCAACUGUAGUAGGUCAUAAAUUCGAUUAAUGUCAGAAACGAGCGCAAA
Molecule: messenger RNA, 942 nt
Organism: Parastagonospora nodorum SN15
Lineage: Eukaryota; Fungi; Ascomycota; Dothideomycetes; Pleosporales; Phaeosphaeriaceae
Exons: 3
Coding region: 48-740 (230 amino acids)
Biological process (GO): superoxide metabolic process
Cellular component (GO): mitochondrion
Molecular function (GO): superoxide dismutase activity; metal ion binding
Source: RefSeq, a predicted model, not a curated record